Messenger RNA from Delphinapterus leucas (beluga whale), 4015 nucleotides. RefSeq names its product HEAT repeat containing 3 (gene HEATR3). NCBI's taxonomy places the organism in Eukaryota, Metazoa, Chordata, Mammalia, Artiodactyla, Monodontidae. Gene Ontology annotation, biological process: ribosomal large subunit biogenesis; protein import into nucleus. The record is from RefSeq and is a predicted model, not a curated record.
GCUCUACAAACCUGGAUCACUAGUUUCCUCCAAGAGUAUAAAGCUGAAGAGGGAUUUUAUGUGUCCUAAAUCCUUUUUGGAAUCAUCAGCUACUUUUUGUAUUUAACAAAAUCCUUGAAUCUUUUCCCCUAGAAAAAUAUGUCUUUGUAUGUACAUAUACGGUGCAUGUACUUGGAGAGGUUUUCAAGGAUUUCCUGAUGCCAGGCUACUUGGAAUCCAUUGGCUCCAAGAAAGAAACUUUUGUUACAGUUCCAAAGAUUUUUCAUACCUUUACUUCUAACAGAACAGUUCAUUUUCCAAAAAAGCCUUUGCUCUGGUUGAAAUGGCCCAAGGAUCCUUGCUAGGUUAGCCUCUCAUCACCAGCGCCCUCACUCUCUCAUACGCUCUUCCACACUGUUAGGAAAUUACUGUUGAGUCUAGUCCUCUAACUUCACAGGUGGGGAAGACAGUCUUAGAUUUUCAAAGUGACUUUACGUCCCCGUGACUUACUGAAGACAACUAACACCAAGUCUCUUGACUGAUUGAAAGGAUGUUUAUGUGUGUGUGUUGAACUUAAGUCAUGAGCCAUUAUAAUGGUAUGGUUAAGAAUGUAGACGCUUAUGCCAAACUGGAUUUUAAUCUCAGAUCUACUACUUGCUAGUUCUGUAACCUUAGGCAAAUUAGUAACGUUAGUUUUUUCAUUUAUAAAAUGGGUAUAAUGCCAAUCUCCUCGGUAGAGGAAGAUAAUGUAUAGGAUAUAGGUAUAUCGCCAGUCAUCUUAUACUGAGUAUUAAAUUGUUAAUUCAUGGAGAGCACUUAAACAGUGCUUGGCUACAGAGUCAGUGCUCAGUAAAUCUAGUUGUUAAACCAAACACUAAAAGUAAAAAAAGGAACAAAACAAAAAACCUCAUUGUUACAACUUUACGUAAUAUCAACAUCUCAGUUGAGAUAGCCAGGAGGAAGUUGUGCUUAUCUUUUGAAUCAGGCAAACUCCUGAAUACUGGAUUAAAUACAAAGAGAAAGGCUCUUUGGCCUCUAAUGAUUUAAGAAACCUAAAAUGGUUCUAGGUGUUUUCUCAAGCAACUUCACUGAAAACAUAAAGGCUGUGACUGCCUGAUAGUGCUGCUUUUUGAGUGGCUCUUUUCUCCUUUAGAACUGGACUCUUGAUGGGCAUUUUGUAGAGACUUGAGUCUCUACAUCCUUCUGGCUGACAGAUGCUCUGCCUUCAUCAGCAACUAAAGUGGCUCUAUCAUUUCCUCUCCUGUUGAAACCAAAGAAACUUGAGUCUCAUUCUGUUUCCAGACUCCACUUUCUGUAUGCUUUACAUUAGCGCAAUUCACAAUGGGCAAGAGCCGGACGAAACGCUUUAAGCGACCUCAGUUCUCCCCUACGGGCGACUGUCAGGCCGAGGCGGCGGCGGCGAACGGGACUGAGCCAGAGGAGGACGACGGGCCAGCGGCGGAGCUGCUAGAAAAACUCCAGCACCCGAGCGCCGAGGUCCGCGAGUGCGCCUGCGCGGGGCUGGCCCGGCUGGUGCAGCAGCGGCCGGCGCUGCCGGGCCUGGCUCGGCGGGACGCCGUGCGACGCCUCGGGCCGCUGCUGCUCGACCCCAGCCUGGCGGUGAGGGAGACGGCGGCUGGCGCACUGAGAAAUCUCAGUGCUUGUGGCGGUUUCGAAGUUUGUGAUGACAUGGUGACCAAGGAUAUCAUGACUCCGCUGGUCGCACUGCUGAAAGAGUGUAGUACUGGACUGGAUUCAAAUGAGAUGUCUCCACAGGAAAAAAAAGAUCAGAACAGAAAUUCUAUUGAAAACAUAGCCAAUGAGGCCGUAAACGUGCUGUGGAAUAUAUGUGAAUGCAGUAGUAGAGCAGUAUCUAUAUUCAACAAAGAAGGGUGUUUGGAGAUUGUAUUAAAGUAUUUAAGUAGGUUUUCCACCAAUGUUGACCUGGCUAUUUCAGUAGCAUAUUGUUUGCAGACGGUGACCGAAGAUAACCCAGAGCUACUGAAAUCUUUCAGUGCCCCAGCAUUGCAUGUGCUGGAAUCAGCAAUGCUUUCUCCUGUCAAUUCCAUGGAAUAUAUUCUAUUAAAGACAUUGGUGGCAGGCACAAUUUGGAAUCUAAAGGACAUUAUUCCAUCCAAGAGUCAGGCAGAAAUCAUAAAUGCCAUACUAAAGAUCUUAUCUGAAGUUCUGGAAAUGGAUGCUGGUGAAACGGUUCUUCAAAUGAAGGAGGCCGAAACUCAAAGGAUAAAAACUGCUGCAGACACUGAGGGCACAUUACAGAAUGUUAAUGGUGAUGAUUUGAUUGAGGAUGAUGAAAUGGAAGACAUUCCUCUUAGAAGGAAAGUCAGAAGGAAAGCUUUCAUUUCAGAUUUACUUCCACCCACCGACAAGGAGCUGAGAGAGACCAUAGCGUUGCUGACAGCUCAGCAGACUGCUCUGGAAAUCAUUGUCAACAUGUGCUGCAGUGAAGAUCCCACUGACGAUGAAUGGGAAGAGCUUUCCAGCAGUGAUGAAAGCGACUCAUUUAUGGAGAAUUCCCUCAGUGAAUGCGGUGGGCAGCUGCUGUCUCCCCUCUGCCUCUCCCAUGAGGUUCACACCGCUCUCACCAACUACCUCAUCCCAAAGAAGAUUUUUGAGAAAACUGCCUUUCCAAACAGCACUGCAGUUGACGUGUGUUCUAGGAACCCCAGUUGGAAACCUUUGAUUAGAAAAAUGAGCAUUAUACAAUGCAGAGCCCUCGUGUGUCUCCAGAGCCUUGUCUCCCUCCUGGAUGUGGACCAUCUGGGAGGACCUGCAGCCCUUCAGACACUUGCACAGCAUCUGUCACAACUGCUUUUUUCUCAGCCAGAUUUUGCUAAGCAUGUUGACUUUUUAGAAGCUAUAAGUAGUGCCUUGAGGGCCCUUUUGCAAACAGUGGCCUCCAAGAACAUUCCUCAGUGCAUGACUCCCGACCAGCUGUUGACACUAUGCAGAGCAGGCAUCCAUAGUAGUAAUGUUGGGGUGAGGGUAAAUGUGGUUAGUAUUUUAGGAAUCACUGGCAGCGUCCUAGCCAAAGAAGAUGGCACACUUGACACUCUUAAGACCAUCGGGUGCUUUCUGCUUGAGGUUGCCACCAAAGAUCCCUCCCUUGUAGUAGCAGGAGAGGCUUUGGAUGCCCUCUUUGAUGUUUUUGCAGAUGGUAAAGAAGCUGAAAGGGCCUCAGUUCAAAUUAAAUUGUUAUCUGCUCUGAAAGAAUUCCAGCCAGUCUUCAAAAUGAAGUUACGGAAAGAAGGGAGAGCUAAAUACAGUCCAGAUCAGCUGUGUGUUCUCGACAACGUGAAGAUGAACUUGAGAAGGUUUGUCGCUUAUCAAGAAACUGUUGAGAAAAAACUGACUACUUGAAAGAGACCAGUCCUCGCCUCAGAGCGUUCAAAGCUGAAGAAUACUAGAGGGUUUCCUUUCAGUGUGUGUGUUCCUGAAAGUCAUUUUUUAAUGCCUGUACACUAGUUUGAAGUUCAUAAAAACUCCAGAACCUGUCAGAAACUCUUUAAAAGCUCUGGGAUCUGUGUGGCAUUUCUAGUGCUCUCAGAAAUGUUUCCAGCAUAUUUUAGUCACUGGAAACACGAACAGUGGAAACACAAGGAAAUCUCAGGUGCUUCUUCAUGAGCAGUGAAGGCACUUCCAAACAAUCAUGUUUUCCUUGAAUUUUGCAAAAAAGGAAAAUCCGAAGCAUUGCUUGGAUGCUCUUUUAAGCCAUUAUCAUCUUAUAUUAGCCAAAUCUUUAACUGAAAUAUGAAGACAAGCUUUAUAAGUUUUUUUUGGUAUGAAGUAUAUCAAUUAUGCUUACCUUUUGUGAAGAGGGGAGUGAGUUGGAGUCAUAUACCACUAUUUAGCAGACUAUACUACUAGCUAAUGAGCUCUUGAGGUCAUCGUCGUCCUCUGUACAAAAGGAUCUGAUCGGAUACUGCUUUGGAACAUCACUCCUUAUUUAAUUGGAAUUUAAAUGGAAUCAGAAUUGGAAGAAUAUGUUUUUUAAUAAAUAACUUUUUAAUUGAAA